AUGAGGAGUAGCGAAACAAAAGUGAUUCGCCGAAAAAGGAAAAAAUUGAACGUUCUGCCAGGUCAAAGUGUUGAAGCCACAAAUGAUUCUGAUGAAAACAAUGAUGAUUCAAAUUCUGAAUCAUUAACUAUGGACCAACCAGAUGAACCUAAUGAUGAAGUUAAUGAUGUUACACAUGCUGUUGUUUCUGAUACAGAUGAAGAUGAUAAUGAUUCUGAAUGUUCUUUAAAUUAUCAACAAUUGGUUAAA
This is a messenger RNA of Macrosiphum euphorbiae (potato aphid), 249 nucleotides long. Lineage: Eukaryota; Metazoa; Arthropoda; Insecta; Hemiptera; Aphididae. The record is from the annotation of a GenBank genome assembly.